AUGACGCAGACACAAGGGUACACACAAAGGAACACAGAGGAGGAACAAGUGGUAGCCAGCCUGUUGUUCCCAAGACUUGGUGUGUUCUUGGUGUACCUGUGGAGGCGGUGUCAGCCAUCCAGUGUAGUCUCCGUGUCAGCUCCCCUUGGUCUGGCACUGAAGCAGAAUAGCCUUGUACUUCCUUUAUUUGCCCUUGUGUCUGUUGUGACUUGGCACCCCUCUGGAUCAUGUUCACACAUCCCAGCACAUCCCAGCACAGUCCCAGCACAUCCCAACACAUCCCAGCAGAGUCCAGCACAUCCCAGCACAUCCCAUCACAGUCCCAGCACAUCCCAGCACAUUCCAACACAGUCCCAGCACAUUCCAACACAGUCCCAGCACAUCCCAGCACAGCCCAACACAUCCCACCACUUCCCAGCACAUUCCAGCACAUCCCACUACAUCCCAGAACAGUCCAGCACAUCCCAGCACAUCCCAGCACAGUCCAGCACAUCCCAGCACAUCCCAGCACAGUCCCAGCACAUCCCAGCACAGUCCCAGCACAUCCCAGCACAGCCCAGCACAUUCCAGCACAUCCCGACACAUCACAGCACAUCCCAGCACAUCCCAGCACAUUCUAACACAGUCCCAGCACAUCCCAGCACAUCCCAGCACAGUUCCAGCACAUCCCAGCACAUUCCAGCACAUUCCAGCACAUCCCAGCACAUCCCAGCACAUCCCAGCACAUUCCAGCACAUCCCAGCACAUCCCAGCACACACAUCCCAGCACAGCCCAGCACAUUCCAGCACAUCCCAGCACAUCCCAGCACAUCUCAGCACAUUCCAGCACAUCCCAGCACAUCCCAAUACAUCCCAACACAUCCUAGCACAUCCCAGCACAGUCCAACAUAUCCCAGCACAUCCCAGCAUAGCCCAAUACAUCCCAGCACAUCCCAGCACAUCCCAGCACAUUCCAACACAGUCCCAGCACAUCCCAGCACAGCCCAGCACAUCCCAGCACAGCCCAACACAUCCCAGCACUUCCUAGCACAUCCCAACAUAUCCCAGCACAUCCCAACACAUCCCAGCACAUCCCAGCACAGUCCAGCACAUCCCACCACAUCCCAGUACAGCCCAACAUAUCCCAGCACAUCCCAGCACAUUCCAACACAGUCCCAGCACAUCCCAGCACAUCCCAGCACAGCCCAGCACAGCCCAGCACAUUCCAACACAGUCCCAGCACAUCCCAGCACAGCCCAAUACAUCCCAACACAUCCUAGCACAUCCCAGCACAUCCCAGCACAUUCCAGCACAUCCCAGCACAUUCCAGCACAUCCCAGCACAGCCCAGCACAGUCCAGCAUAUCCCAGCACAUCCCAGCACAUCCCAGCACAGCCCAACACAUCCCAGCACUUUUUAGCACAUCCCAACAUAUCCCAGCACAUCCCAGCACAGCCCAGCACAUCUCAGCACAGUCCCAGCACAUCCCAGCACAUCCCAACACAGUCCCAGCACAUCCCAGCACAUCCCAGCACAUUCCAACACAGUCCCAGCACAUCCCAGCACAUCCCAGCACAGCCCAGCACAGCGGCCCCAACCAGUUAA
Molecule: messenger RNA, 1584 nt
Organism: Portunus trituberculatus (swimming crab)
Lineage: Eukaryota; Metazoa; Arthropoda; Malacostraca; Decapoda; Portunidae
Product: adhesive plaque matrix protein-like
Exons: 5
Coding region: 1-1584 (527 amino acids)
Source: RefSeq, a predicted model, not a curated record